GGGUGCGGCGCAGGGGGACGGGCCGCCGCGGUUCUCCGGGCCGCGGCCGCGAUGUGGAGCGGCCUACGGGGCUGGGUUGGCGUGACCGGGGCCUCCGGGAGCCUCGGCACCCGGCUCCUCACCAACGGCCGGGAGGCGGCGGGGGUAGCGGGCAGGCCUUACAGCAAAAUAGAGAAACUCUUCAGCACAAGCAGCGUGCUCCCUGCUGAGAAAGAUGAAUCUGCAGCUUCCAAAGGCAGCACCACUGAAGUCUCAUCAAAGAGUCAGGAGGGUACAUCAGAAAAACCAAAGCAGAAGUUAUUAGACAUUAUUGGUAAUAUGAAAGUAGAAGUGAGCUACAGGAACAAACUCCAGCAGUUAAAAACACGUGAUGUAAAAAAGCAAGAUACAAACAAGCUGGAAAGCCCAGAGAGUGAAGGUAGUGUGCUUCAGAAAACUACAGAAGGCACACAGAGAGGCAAACCUUUAAAUCCAGAACUGGUGAAGGCUGCUUCAGCAGUUGCAUCUUCCCUACCACUCAACAAGAAACAGAUGGAAUCAGAACUACUUGCACAACUCAGACGACAUGAAGAAACCACAGAUAAACAGAAAAAGGGGACCCUUAUUGAUAUACGCAAUGUUAUUUCAGAAAUGACAGUUAAAAGGCAGUCCCCAGCUCAGAGAGCUGCCAGGAUAUCCAAUCGCAUUUCCUUGCAAUUGGAUGAGGAUCAAAGGAUCAGGCCUGGAAGAAUGUCAUCUCAGACUUCUGAAUCCAGAAGAAGUCUCAAAGCAGGAAAGAGGCUUAAUAUAUUCACCAAGGCAGAAACAGAGAAUACACUGAAAACAGUAUCCACACCAACAAUUUGGGAUCUGGAAUUAGCAAAGGAGAUUGCAGCAGUAACUGCUCAGCCUCCCCGGAACGGUUUUGAGGAGAUGAUUCAGUGGACAAAAGAAGGCAUACUGUGGGAGUACCCAAUUGACAAUGAAGUUGGGAUGGAUGAUAAUGCUGAAUUUCAUGAACAUAUCUUCCUGGAGAAACACCUUGAAAACUUCCCCAAGCAAGGACCUGUUCGCCACUUCAUGGAAUUAGUUAUCUGUGGGCUUUCAAAAAAUCCAUACCUCAGUGUGAAGCAGAAGGUUGAACAUAUUGAGUGGUUUCAUAAGUAUUUUGAGGAAAAGAAGGAAUUUCUUCAACAGAAUUGAGACUUGGGAAAGGGCUUUACCAAUGACAUGAAGAAUCAUUGCAUCAAAACUGAUCACUUCUUGCAAUGGAAAUACUGUCAGUGUGUACUAAUCAAGUGUCCUAAAAGUUGUACUUUAAAUAAUAAACUGAAAAGUUAUACUUUCA
Calypte anna (Anna's hummingbird) is the source of this 1327-nucleotide messenger RNA. RefSeq names its product mitochondrial ribosomal protein S31 (gene MRPS31). The record is from RefSeq and is a predicted model, not a curated record. The transcript has 7 exons. Gene Ontology annotation, cellular component: mitochondrial small ribosomal subunit. NCBI's taxonomy places the organism in Eukaryota, Metazoa, Chordata, Aves, Apodiformes, Trochilidae. Bases 52 to 1182 code for a protein of 376 amino acids. Gene Ontology annotation, molecular function: structural constituent of ribosome.